ACUGCUGCUUGCUGUUGAAUAAAAGUUUCGGUUCCACUUUAGGUUUACACUUGAAUCCUUCGUUGAUUAAUAUCUUCCGUUUGCUGUUUCCCGUAAAAUUUUAAAAUUUCUCAGCUCCCUUUCGUCAAAUUGCCUUUUACACAACCUCAUCCCUUGAGCUGUUAUGUCUUGUCCAGUAAAUGCUAUCUUCAGUUAUCUGCCUACUCCUGAUGUUGACAUAGGAAAUUCAAAAUUCUACAAGAACGCAGCAUAUUUUCCAUGAAAGAAUUGCUUUCGUAUGAGUCUUCAAUCAGAUAUGGAAGCAAACACUUCAAAAUUCAGCGCAGGCAGUAGUCUUAACAGAGAGCAAAAUCAAGCCAAAAUUCGAAAUUCUUCAAAUAAUAGCCUACUACCAAAAAGAUGCUCUCAAAACUCACCGUUGUUUUCUGUCCAUUUGAAAGAUAUUUUUCAAGAUAGUAAUGCUUUUUCAAGUAAGAAUUUGGAAAAUCCUGACAAUGAAUAUAAUUUCAAGAGCGAUGAACACAAUGGAGCAGUACCCAAGAAAAAAAUUACAUGCAUGCCUCUGAUAAAUCUACAAGACUUAAUAGAAAAAAAUGCCGAUGAAAUCUUGAACACUAUACUUGAUAAAGAAAGCGGAUUCAUUCUGGUACUUGAAGAAAAUUUUAAUAAAGAUUGUAUUGCUUGCAUUUUGUUAGCUUUGGGGAAAGCUGUUUCUUCUGACAAUAACAAAGAUGUCGCUGUUAUGUUGAAUAUGAUAUCAAGUAGUAACAGCUUGUUCUUAGUCAACGUACAACAGUACCUGGUGACUUUUCAAACGCAUGCGCCUGACGAUUUUCAUUUAAAUGCAGUGGUUGGUUUCAUAAAAUUCUUAUUAAAGUUUCAGAUUUGCCUGCCCUCUAAUGCCUGCGAUGUUUCAAUUAUGCUGUUGCCACUUUUAAAAGAAACAUGUGAAAAUCAUUUACGGCAGAAUAAAGAAAUGUAUUCUGAAUGUGUAGAAAUGCUUCAAGAACUAGAAGAAAUAAAUUCAUCCAUUCUUAAUAAAUAUAAUUUAAAUCAGAUUAAGGAAACAUCUCGCAACGAAAGGUUGCAGCUGUUGAAUCCCCCAGAAGAUUAUCGUUCGAUCCCCGUUUUGCCAGAUGUAGUCGACAUUCAACAGCCUUGUGCAUUUCUACGUCCCAGUGUAAUCAAGGGCCACUAUCAAAGUACCGAGCAUUAUCUUGAUGUUCAAUAUCGGUUGUUGAGAGAGGAUUAUGUCAGACCUUUGAGGGAAGGUAUUAAAGAGUAUUUAACAUUCAAAGAUAGUAACAAAUCCUUAAAACGAAUUAAAGAUAUUAGGGUCUAUCCUUACGUCCAAAUUGUAAAACAAGAGUUUGUAAAUGGCGAACUGCUUCAUAUGGUUUGCAUCAAUGACAAAAAAUUCGCCAAAAUAAAGUGGGAAUUCAGCAAACGUCUACUAUCCAAAUCUUUGCUUUGUUUGUCAUUUGAUAACUUUAAAACUAUGCUUUUUGCCACAGUGGCUAAAAGGGAUCCUAAAGAAUUGGUUAAAGGAUUGUUAUUUUUGCGUUUUGAAGAUCUCACAGACGAAGUCCUUAAUCUGGAUCCAUACAUAAAUUUCGUCGUGAUUGAAACUAGUGCCUAUUUUGAAGCUUACAGGUAUAAUCUAGAUGCAUUACUCGAACUGAAAGAUGAAACUUUGCCCAUGAAGCGUUAUAUAGUGGACACACAGAAAAGUGUUCUCAACCCUCAAUAUGUAAAAGAUGAUAUGACUUAUGAUAUGAGACCUGCAGUUUUACCGUUGAGUGAAAUUAGUAGAAUGAAAGACAGUUCUGAUUACAUUUAUCCAAAAAAUAUUCCAGAACGUCUUAAAAAUGUAACCCUACUUAAUGACAGAUUGUGGCCAACUUGUGAAGAUCUAAACUUGGAUCCUUCUCAGUAUGCCGCUUUAAAAGCUGCUCUUACUAAAGAAUUUACAAUUAUUCAAGGCCCACCAGGAACCGGUAAAACAUAUGUGGGUCUCAGAAUAGCACAGUUGUUAUUACAUAAUGUUGAUAAAUGGCAGUGUAAGACAAACCCUUCUCCAAUAUUGGUGGUAUGUUACACUAAUCAUGCUUUGGACCAGUUUCUGGAAGGGAUAUUAACUUUCACUGAACAGAUUGUUAGAAUUGGGGGCAGGGGGACAAAUGAAGCUAUUUCUCGUUUCCAGAUAAAUAAUCUUAAAAGAAUUGUGAGAAAUGAUGGAGAAUUACCAGAUGAUAUAUAUUAUAGUAUAAGACACCAAAUGGAUGAAUUAAAAUGGUUAAAACAGUCUGUGGAUGACAUUAAAGAAUCUAUUGAGAGUUCGUAUGUAACAGUUUUGGAUGAAGAAGUCUUAAAAAGCUGUAUGACUUCUGCACAUUAUCAAUCCUUAAAAAGUAAAAUGCGAUCUCCAGACAAUAUCCUUAUUUACGAAUGGUUAUUAGGAAUCCAAGUUCAAGAAAGUAGGACCAUGCGUCGUGCUUAUUUCGGGUGGAAUUCGUUGGAUACUCAUUCUUUUCUGUCCGAGGAGGAGGAGGAUUGUGUUAAAAGUGAUGCAGAUUCUGAAGGAGAAGCUGAUAUUGAGCAUAUUGAAGCUCAAAGGGACAUAAACCCUGAUGAAUUUGCAGGAGCCUCGUAUGAAAUUCCUCCACACAAGGAUAAGUUAGAUUCGAUGAUUGUGCUAGAAGAUGGGUGGCAGUUUGUUGGAGGUAAGAAAGGAUUAAAAGAUUAUAUCCAUGCUUGUUUAUCUUGUACCACUGCUAUGCCUGUGAAGAUGGCAAAACAAAUUAAAGACGUCUGGGGACUUUCUUGCAAUUUAAAAUGGAGUCUGUAUCAGUUUUGGCUUGAAGGCUAUAUACGUAAAAAGAAAGAACGAGUCACGGAACUGCACCAAAAGAUAAGAGAAAAAUAUAAUGAACUUCAAGAAAUGCGAACUCAAGAAGAUAUACAUGUUUGCAGACAAGCACUUGUUGUUGGAAUGACAACUACUGGAGCUGCUAAAUACAGGCAUAUAGUUCAGCAUCUUAAUCCAAGGAUCGUGAUUGUAGAGGAGGCUGCUGAAAUAUUGGAAAGUCACGUUGUUACAUCUCUUGCGCCUGGUACCCAGCAUCUCAUUUUGAUUGGGGACCAUCAGCAAUUGAGACCUAGUCCAACGGUUCACUUACUAGCCACAAAAUAUGGCAUGAAUAUUUCUUUAUUUGAAAGAAUGAUUGAGAAUGGAUUGGAUUAUCACAAAUUGGAAAUUCAGCAUAGAAUGAGACCCGAGAUAGCAUCUUUACUUGUUCCUCAUAUAUACGCCAAACUACAGAAUCAUGAAAGUGUCAAGACAUUCGAAAAUAUAAAAGGCGUUUCUAAGAAUGUAUUCUUUGUAAAUCAUUCAUAUCAUGAAUUACAAGAAAAUGAUUCUAAAAGCAAAGUUAAUGUCCAUGAGGCAAACGUUAUGCUAAAAUUCUGUAAAUAUCUUAUUAUGCAAGGCUACAAACCUUCCCAAAUUACUGUUUUAACAACGUACUCUGGACAACUCUUUGAAUUUAAAAGAAGCCCUCUGAAGAGCGCUCUCCAAGGGGUAAAAUUCACUGUAGUUGAUAAUUACCAAGGAGAAGAAAAUGAUAUAAUUUUGAUUUCCUUUGUAAGAAGUAAUGAAGAAGGGCAAAUUGGGUUUCUUAAAAUAUCUAAUCGUGUAUGUGUAGCUCUGUCUAGAGCAAAAAAAGGGCUUUAUUGUAUUGGCAAUUUCGGCUUGUUGGCUGAAAAAAGUGAUCUCUGGAAAAAUAUUAUUCAUACUUUAGAAGAUCACAAGGCAAUAGGUCCAUCACUUCUCCUGACAUGUCAGAAUCAUCCAACCAUCAGCAGAGCUGUAACAAAUGAAAGUGAUUUCGAUUUCGUCCCUGAAGGUGGCUGUAGUCAGCAAUGUGAAUUUCGUCUUUUGUGUGGUCAUUUGUGUUCUUUGAAAUGUCAUCCAUAUGAUCCUAAACACGAAGACAUUCAGUGUCCAAAACCGUGUACCAAGAAGUGUAUUGAAGGUCAUUUGUGUACGAUGAAAUGCUAUGAGGAAUGUCCACCUUGUCCCGUUUUUUUACCUAAGAAGAUCAAAAAGUGUGGGCAUACCAUUCAAGUACCUUGUCACCUUUUUUACGACGUAACUCCUUGUACAGAACCAUGCGAAAAGUUAUUGUCUUGUGGACAUGAAUGCAGUAGGAAAUGUGGCGAGUCUUGUACAAUGGAAUGCUUUGUCAAAAUACCUUUUAUUUCUUCUGUAUGUGGUCACGAGGUGAAUGUAGAAUGCUCCAAAUCUAAAAAUGUUGAAUUUUUUUUGAUAAGAUGCAACGAACCUUGUGGUACUGAACUGCCUUGUGGGCAUAAGUGCUCUGGUAGUUGUGGUUCUUGUUACCAGGGUCGACUACACGUAAUUUGCAAGAAACCAUGCAAUCGUAGAUUGGUGUGCGGACAUGAUUGCAAAUCACUUUGUAGCAGAAACUGCCCACCAUGUGAGCAACCCUGCGAAAAUUAUUGCGUCCAUAAAAAAUGUACUAAAAAGUGUGGUGAGCCGUGUGAAAAAUGUACAAAACCAUGUGAAUGGUCCUGUCCUCAUAAAAAAUGCACCCGCCUUUGUGGUGAACUUUGUGAUCGUUCUGUGUGCAACGAACCUUGUCCGAAAGUAUUGAAGUGUGAGCAUCCGUGUAUUGGUGUUUGUGGCGAGCUUUGCCCUGCAGAAUGCCGAAUAUGUGAUAGUGAAAAAUUGGCAGAAGUGUGUUUUGCUGGUGAAACUGAAGCUGAUGCGAAAUUUGUGUGUUUAGAAGGCUGUCGUCAUAUUUUUGAAUUAAAUUGGUUUAAUAUGUGGUUCAGUCAAGAAAAUAGAGGUAAAAAUGAAUUUCGAUUUAGAACUUGUCCGACAUGCAAAACUGUUAUUCGGAAAACCUCGCAUCUUGAAAGAAAUAUCGAAUCUUGGUUUAAUAAUGUUGAAAAAAUUAAGAAAGCAAUUUCUGGAAAUGAAGAUUAUAAUGAAAAUUUAAGAGAAAUUUUACGACAACGUAUUAGAGACAAAUAUAGAAAGUCUCCCUUCGGAUUUGAGAUUCCACCUUGUACAUUUUAUGCAGGUUGGAUUAAAUUCAAAGAAUGUCUUGAAUCCGAAAAAGAAAGGAAUAUCCAAGAUCUGAUUAAAAUUGAAAAUGUGAUGAACAUUAUGAAUAUAUGGUCAUCGUAUUUUUCAAAACAAAGAUCAGAGCUGUUGAGAACAUUUAGCAGGUUAAAGGAUUAUAUAGAAUUAACUGAGAAAUUAGAGGAAUAUAUAAAUAUAAAUGAAAAGUGGCUGGAGACUUUCAUCAGUAAAAGGUAUUUAAUAGCAUCUGAACAGCAGUUAAAAGACCUAACAUGGGAAGUUCAUCGUCUGAAAUUAAUUGAUGAACUUGGCAAAUUCAUGAUGGAAGUUAAAUCCAAAGACAUACACUUGAAUAAAUUAUUGGAUCUUGCGUUAACUUAUUCCCCAUUUCGUGAAGCAGAAUUAACGAAAUUCAUUUCUGAACUACAAAACAUGUGUGAAUGUGUCCCCAACAAAUUGAUAAAUAUUUCAGAACUUCAGAAUCAACCAGCUUUAACUGUCAUGAGCUUUUCGGUUGGUCAUUGGUUUUUGUGUGAAAAAGGGCAUGCAUAUUCUGCGGUUCAAUGUAGAGAUUUAUUUGCAGAAAACAAUUGCUAUGAAUGUGACAAGAAGAUUGUUUAUGUAAAGGCCUUACUUCCAAAAGCAUACCAACGUCCAAAGCAGCCGUGGGCCUACCACAGAGGGCGUGGGUCAAGAGUCAGAAGGUCUUACAGAUUUUAACGUAACCUAUAUCCUUAAAAAUCAAAAGGUUUUAUUAAGUUUCAAUUUCUAUCCGUUACUUACUGCCAUCAAUUAAUUUUAAACUAUAAAGAAGUUACGCAUGAGAAUUAUUAUGUCACAGUUUGAAAUCUUUUCAAUCUCAUAUAUUGCUGUAACAAAUAACUGGAGUAUGUAAAUUGUAAACAUU
This is a messenger RNA of Argiope bruennichi, 6017 nucleotides long. RefSeq names its product NFX1-type zinc finger-containing protein 1-like. The transcript has 3 exons. The record is from RefSeq and is a predicted model, not a curated record. Gene Ontology annotation, cellular component: nuclear RNA-directed RNA polymerase complex; nucleus. The coding region runs from base 278 to 5830 and encodes 1850 amino acids. Gene Ontology annotation, biological process: regulatory ncRNA-mediated heterochromatin formation. NCBI's taxonomy places the organism in Eukaryota, Metazoa, Arthropoda, Arachnida, Araneae, Araneidae. Gene Ontology annotation, molecular function: helicase activity; zinc ion binding.